AUGAAGAACCAUGAGAGUAAAGCGUACAGGGGAAAAAUCCCCCCCACUGGAAUUGAUUAUAAAUUAAAGAUGAGAAAGUUGGGUAAUGAAACUUCAGUGAAAACAACGAAUCCAGCUCUCAAAAAGAUAAGGAAACUUUGCGGUUGGAAUGAAUUGCCCCUAUGGCAAAGAGAUAAUGAACAUAUUUGGCAUGGCUAUGUCAUAGAAACUAAAAGUUUUAAAGGUUCUUUGGAUAGUCUAUUCUAUCUGCAUAAUGAAUCUGUAAACAUAUAUUCACACUUAUUACCAGGACUUUGCUUCUUGUUCAUUUUCAUAUUUGACAAGUACUUUGUCCAUAAGUUUGCAACCACGUCAUUGAUGGAUUAUAUUAUGCUUGACAUUUUCUUUUUAGGUGCAUUCUCAUGUCUUGCGCUAAGCUCCACCUACCAUUGUUUGAAAUCUCAUUCAUUACAAGUUGCACUUAUCGGUAACAAGUUGGACUAUCUCGGGAUAGUGCUACUAAUUAGCUCGUCUAUGAUUAGUAUCUACUAUUUUGGAUUUUUUGAUAAUAAGUCAAUGUUUUAUGGUUUUUCUGGCAUUACAUUACUAUUUGGUAUAUUAUGCGCAAUUGUGUCAUUAAAAUCCAAGUUUAGGUCAAGGGAGUGGAGACCUUACAGAGCAGGCAUAUUUGUAGCUUUUGGAUUAUCUGCUGUAUUCCCUAUAUUAACCGGUUUUGGUUACUACGGAAUAGUACAAACUACUAAUCGUAUUCAGCUGAAAUGGAUUCUUUUCGAGGCGUUAUUUUACAUCUUUGGAGCAUUUUUAUAUGGUAUACGUUUUCCUGAGAUGCUAGCGCCUGGUUCUUUCGACAUUUGGGGACAUUCACACCAAUUGUUUCACGUAAUGGUGGUUUUUGGAGCACUUUGCCAUUUAAAAGCACUGUUACUUUGCUAUAAUUUUGUUCAUAGUAGUAUUACAUUUCCGUUCCUUUAG
Molecule: messenger RNA, 972 nt
Organism: Eremothecium sinecaudum
Lineage: Eukaryota; Fungi; Ascomycota; Saccharomycetes; Saccharomycetales; Saccharomycetaceae
Gene: IZH2
Product: PAQR-type receptor
Exons: 1
Coding region: 1-972 (323 amino acids)
Cellular component (GO): membrane
Molecular function (GO): signaling receptor activity
Source: RefSeq, a predicted model, not a curated record